AUGAAUCCACUGCGCGCGUUACUGUCUAUUCAAAGCGUGCUAGCCAUCUUGGCGUGCAUGUCGCAGCAAGCAGCAGCGGCGUCGAUCGCACUGGACGAGCUAGAGAGACUACUUGAUGCUCCUGUGGAUGAAGCGCAGUUGACGGUCUCAAGUGAUGCUGGUAGACCUGGAACUCAGAGCUUUCCAUCAACCAGCAUCGAAGGCAGCUGGUCCGACAUCCUACAUCGGCUAAACAAUGAAAGUCCCCGCAGUUCCGUCGCGCAACGUGACCCGACAGUGCCAGCCACCAUCUGGCGGCAGCAUCAGCAAACCUCGGACGACAGUCCCACCCUGCCGAGAGUCGAACAUGAUCGCGAAGCAACCAGAAAAGAAGUCGCCUCGGAGGAGAGGAGUCUUUCUCCUGAGUCAUUCGUCAACGCCCAACAUGCACAUUCCUCUACGGCAGCCAUCGACCCGACUUUACCAAGCUUUACUGUCCCGAUCGAUAUUCCAUAUGACAUAUUGACCAAGGGAGAACGGGAGCAAAUCUUGCUCUACCUUCAUGCGGCGCUACAGAACAGACCGGGUGGGCCGGUCCGAGGAACCGUGUGGCCUUUGAUUUUGGAGGACAUGAGCCCUACUGAGUACAAGAGCCUCUAUCGUAGCUUGUUUGCUGCUAGGAAUAACAGAGGUGAACUGGUCCGAUUCCUCUGGAUUCGAGACGGUUUUCUGUACCUAUUUGGUAGACCAGACAAAUCUUCUCUUGGCUUUUCUAGAAUGCAUGGCACCGAUGGAGGCCGAUUAAGGAACCUAUACUCUGUCUGGCGCCUCGAAUACCAUGGUCACACAAGGAUCUGGAGGUACUUGGGGGGCUUGCAUGUCCCUGGACACAGACCACCCGAAACAUUCAUGCGGAACGGCUUGCUAAAGCUCGCAGACAUACCGCAACGGCCGAAAACAUUCUUGAGGGAUGCCGCUCAUGUUGAUCCUGGGCAGCCUAUGAUCACGUAA
Messenger RNA from Mycosarcoma maydis (corn smut), 990 nucleotides. RefSeq lists its product as uncharacterized. The transcript has a single exon. NCBI's taxonomy places the organism in Eukaryota, Fungi, Basidiomycota, Ustilaginomycetes, Ustilaginales. Bases 1 to 990 code for a protein of 329 amino acids. The record is from RefSeq and is a predicted model, not a curated record.